Molecule: messenger RNA, 2794 nt
Organism: Bactrocera dorsalis (oriental fruit fly)
Lineage: Eukaryota; Metazoa; Arthropoda; Insecta; Diptera; Tephritidae
Exons: 2
Coding region: 1670-2395 (241 amino acids)
Source: RefSeq, a predicted model, not a curated record
AAAGUUUUUUUUUUUAGAAAUACGGAUUUCCAGGCGCGAUUUUGUGUGUAGACGGGACACAUAUUAAAAUCGUUGCUCCAACUAAAGAUAAGUUUCUCUAUUAUAACCGCAAAGGAUACUUUAGUAUCAACGCCAUGAUUGUAAGUUUGGUGACAAAUUCGCAUUUCAAACAUCUUAAUCAAUGUUUUGCAGAUAUGUGACAAUAAAAUGAAAAUACGUUAUGUGAAUGCUCAGUUUCCAAGCAGCAAUCACGACUCCUACAUAUGGAAAUUUAUUUCUCCGUUAGCACAAACCUGUCGUACAAAAAUUCCGCUAAACUUAAAAAUUUUUCUUUCCGAGUGAAUUCAGUGAAUGCAACUCUACGAAUUUCGAACUUAUUUUCGGAACUGUUCGAAUUGCAUGAUAGCAGUUUCGUAACUUUCCCGAAAAAACAGUCUACGAUGGAUUGCAUGACAGGGCUGAUUAAAAAAUAGCAGUGGCUUGUGAGAAAUAUAACACUUUGUGUAUACAUAUGUAAAAUAAUUGCGAAGAGCACACAUGCGACAUACGCUGAAGUGAAUAAAAACGAAACGAAUUGGUAAAAUCAAACAUAAAGAAAAUAAAAUAUAAACUAACCAAAACUAAAAAUUGAAGGAAAGUUUUGUGAAGUAUGUGGUGAAAAAAUAAUACCUACGUACAUGACAAACGUUCAGUAAAAUUCACCAACCUAAUAGUGCGCAAACACAAGGAAGGAGAGAAACCAAAAUCAAAGGUGGAUAAUUCGGUUAAACCGCAUACAGUGGAGUGUUGAAAUAAAAGCAUUUGUAUUUAUUUUUUCUGAUAAAGUUAGUGCAUGAGAUUUAUUGCGGUGAAGCAAAUUUAUAACAUAAACAUAAAGUGCCGUUAAAAAAAAAGAGUGUCGCGAGUGCCGCUAAAAAGUGCCGGAAAAGAGGUACAAACCCGUUAAAAAAACAGCCGUAAAACAGCCUCGACCAGCUCCUACUAUUUUUAGUCUUCGAUUUUUCACACCUACAGUUGAGCGAUCGUUUUUUCACACCAACAUGCCCGAAGCUUCGCAGCAAAUUAGACACUCGCUACGGCAAAAUUUGUUCUUGCACUGAGCAAAAAAAUGGAUAAAUUUUUUAUGUAUGAAAAUGAAAAUAAUCUUGCGCAAUGUAUGUUGUGCAAGAGUACUUUUAAGAGUAAACGUCUUUUCAAUUUAGAAAAGCAUUUUUUAAAUACUCAUAAAGAUAUUUCUAAUCUUGAAAUUUCCGAAAGAGAAAACAAAUUAGCGAAUUUAAAAAAAAGAACAUUUACAAAGCAGUUGAUACUGAAGAAAAGGGUAAACAAAAGAAAAAUGCGUCGUUUAUAGUUGCUCUUUAUUUUCGGUGUAGCUGCUUUGUUUACUUUUUAUUUCGCUGCUUGCUUCGCUUCUUGUUCUUCUUAACUAACAUUUGCAUAAUUUUGUGCGUGUGGUAGUUUGGUCGACACUGCCGUAAAACCAAAAACCGACAACUUCGGCCGUUAAUAACAUUAAACAGCUAUUUUGGGAUAACAUCGGUACCGAACGGGCUUGCAUCAACACCAUCGUCCCACUGCUGCUGCGUCAACGCCGACUUUCUCGCCGCUGCCAAGUCCACGUCAACACCGUCGCUGCUAACGUCGACACCAGAUCCUCUGCUUCGUGGGAAUGAGCUGCAAUUGCAUUCUCUGCAAAAGGGAAUUGAACGCAACCGCCUAUGCAUUCACAACAGGUUCAUUGGUCACCGAGGGUGCCACAGACGAUAUACAGCGACAACGCAACCAACUUCAUCGGCGCCGAUCGCAAGUUGCGCGAACUCAAAGAGGCGUUUCUGUCCCAGUCUCCGGAAGUAAUGGGAUUCGCCGCCGAAGAAGGGUUCAGGUUCGCCUUUAUACCACGGAGGGCGCCGCAUUUCGGCGGAUUAUGGUAGGCGGCAGUGAAGUCCGCCAAACACCUCGCCGUGCGCGCAAUGGGCAACGUGCUGCUCACCGCCGAAGAACUGGGAACACUGCUGGCCGAAAUGGAACCCAUCCUCAACUAGUGGCCCCUCGCACCGUUGAGCCAGAAUCCCAGCGACGGCGAAGCAUUGACUCCAGCACACGUACUAAUAUGGUGCUCCCUCCGAGCUUUACCACCGGCACAAGUGUCAACGGACCCAAUUCGCUGUUACGAGAGAUGGCAACUUGUUUGCUGUCUCAAGCAACAGUUUUGUCGACAGUGGUUCAAAACGUACAUUACCAGUCUUCAGGAGCGCAACAAAUGGCUGUAUCCGAAACUCAACCUGCAGCCCGGCGAUCUCGUCUUCGUCAACGAAGACAACACGCCACCGCAGCAGUGGGCACGAGACGGAAAGGUACGAGUGGCAGACAUGGCAACCAAAGCAGGCACCAUUAAGCGCCCUAUUCACAAGCUCGCCCUGCUGCCUGUCGAAGUUGAAAGAUCAUGAUCCUGUCAAGGCGGCCAGUGUUGCGUCAUGCGAUUUUAUAAAUCUAAAAAUAUUUUUUAAGAAAUAAAUUUGUCAAAAUAAUUGAAUAAUAUUUGAAUACAUUAUACAAUGUUUUACAUCAUGUAAAAUACUUACAAUUUGUAUAGUAUAAACAUAACCAUCAUCUACUACCUAUGUAUUCGAAUAUUCUAUUACCAUGAAUUACUAGAUUGCUGAAUUGAAUUGGAACUACAUACUAUACUUACCUCUUUUUUGUCUACAUACUUACCACUAGUCUAAGCCUUUAGGUUAAGAUUUAGGCUAACUAAUGAACUAAUGUAAUAAAGAAGAAGGCAAUUAGCUUUUAG